Molecule: messenger RNA, 438 nt
Organism: Lampris incognitus (smalleye Pacific opah)
Lineage: Eukaryota; Metazoa; Chordata; Actinopteri; Lampriformes; Lampridae
Product: pancreas/duodenum homeobox protein 1-like
Exons: 2
Coding region: 1-438 (145 amino acids)
Source: RefSeq, a predicted model, not a curated record
AUGAACCGCGAAGAGCACUAUUUCCCCCCGCAGGUGUUUAAAGACUCCUGCGCCUACCAGAGGUCGCAGGGGGAGGACUACAGCCACAGCCCGCCGCCCUGCCUCUACAUGGGCCGACAGGUCCACUCCGCGUACGCCGCGCCGUCCAUGGGCGCGCUGGACCCGGCGAGCCUCCCUGACGUUACUCCUUACGGCAUGGCCUUGCGGGAGGAGCCCGGGCUGCCUCAGCUACACCACCCUCAGACUGCCCAGCAGCAGCAGCAGCAGCCGCCGCAGCCGCAGCAGCCUCCUCUGCCACCUCCGCCCACCGGAGGGUACGGAGGAGACACGGGGCAAGUUCCCGCGUGCGCCGACAGGAGUAGAUACCACCUCCCUUUCCCCUGGAUGAAGAGCACCAAGUCUCACGCGCACAGCUGGAGGGGACAAUGGGCAGUGUGA